Molecule: messenger RNA, 807 nt
Organism: Medioppia subpectinata
Lineage: Eukaryota; Metazoa; Arthropoda; Arachnida; Sarcoptiformes; Oppiidae
Source: the annotation of a GenBank genome assembly
GUGAUGUGUUGCGCAGUGUUUGCAGAGAUCGUCGCAUAGAGUGAGCGAACAGUAAAUAUCAGUUUUCAUAGAGUGGUUGAGUCAGACAUUUGUUGUGUUUACGAUUGAUUUGCUAAACACUAGAUAUUAUUAGUUAAUAAUAGUUACCAGUAAUAGUGUUGACACAUGUAUUCAGCGGCAGAGAACGGACAGUACGGCGCCGACACAUACGAGGGCGAGGGCUUUGGCUCCAGUUUCGGCACUAAAGCCAUACGUCUGGCAUUCAUACGCAAAGUCUAUGGCAUACUAUCCGUGCAAUUGUUGGUGUCGUUUGGUUUCAUCUGUGUCUUCGCCAUACCUGGUGUGGCGAUGGCCACGAUGUUGGUGUUGGCCUGUUGUGGGGAAAUGCGUCGGCAAACGCCGCACAACUACAUAGCGCUCAUGAUAUUCACGAUCGCCGAGUCGUUCCUAUUGGGCAUAAUCUCGUCGCUAUACAAGUAUGAGAUCGUAUUGUCUGCGGUGGCCAUCACUGCCGUCGUGUGUCUGGCGCUGACGGUCUUCGCCUUUCAGACCAAAAUCGAUUUCACAGUAUUCAACGGCCUAUUAUUCGUCGGCGUUAUUAUCCUAAUGCUAUUCGGCUUUGUGUUGAUGUUCUGGCGCUCGUCAGUCGCCCAACUCGUCUACUCAGCGCUCGGAGCCCUACUUUUCUCAGCGUACCUGGUGGUGGACACCCAGAUGUUGAUCGGCGGCACUCAUAGCAUACAGAUCUCGCAGGAAGAGUACAUAUUCGCAGCCCUAACCCUUUACAUCGAUAUCGUUCAGCUCUUU